AUGGACACUGGAGGUGUUCAUGGUGGUAUUAGUGAUAUGGACAGUGGAGGUGUUCAUGGUGGUAUUAGUGGUAUGGACAGUGGAGGUGUUCAUAGUGGCAUGAGUGAUAUGGACAGUGAAGGUGGUAUUAGUGGUACAGACAGUAAAGGCGUUCAUAGUGGCAUGAGUGAUAUGGACAGUGAAGGUGGUAUUAGUGGUACAGACAGUAAAGGCGUUCAUAGUGGCAUUAGUGAUAUGGACAGUGGAGGUGGUAUUAGUGGUAUGGACAGUGGAGGUGUUCAUGGUGGUAUUGGUGGUAUGGACAGUGGAGGUGUUCAUGGAGGUAUUGGUGGUAUGGACAGUGGAGGUGUUCAUGGUGGUAUUAGUGGUAUGGACAGUGAAGGUGUUCAUGGUCGUAUUGGUGGUAUGGACAGUGGAGGUGUUCAUGGUGGUAUUGGUGGUAUGGACAGUGGAGGUGUUCAUGGUGGUAUUGGUGGUAUGGACAGUGAAGGUGUUCAUGGUGGUAUUGGUGGUAUGGACAGUGGAGGUGUUCAUGGUGGUAUUGGUGGUAUGGACAGUGGAGGUGUUAAUAGUGGCAUUAGUGAUAUGGACAGUGGAGGUGGUAUUAGUGGUAUGGACAGUGGAGGUGUUCAUGGUGGUAUUGGUGGUAUGGACAGUGGAGGUGUUCAUGGUGGUAUUGGUGGUAUGGACAGUGGAGGUGUUCAUGGUGGUAUUGGUGGUAUGGACAGUGGAGGUGUUCAUGGAGGUAUUGGUGGUAUGGACAGUGGAGGUGUUCAUGGUGGUAUUAGUGGUAUGGACAGUGAAGGUGUUCAUGGUGGUAUUGGUGUGGAAGGUGUUCAUGGUGGUAUUGGUGGUAUGGACAGUGGAGGUGUUCAUGGAGGUAUUGGUGGUAUGGACAGUGGAGGUGUUAAUAGUGGCAUUAGUGAUAUGGACAGUGGAGGUGUUCAUGGUGGUAUUGGUGGUAUGGACAGUGGAGGUGUUCAUGGUGGUAUUGGUGGUAUGGACAGUGGAGGUGUUCAUGGUGGUAUUAGUGGUAUGGACAGUGAAGGUGUUCAUGGUGGUAUUAGUGGUAUGGACAGUGGAGGUGUUCAUGGUGGUAUUAGUGGUAUGGACAGUGGAGGUGUUCAUGGUGGUAUUAGUGGUAUGGACAGUGAAGGUGUUCAUGGUGGUAUUGGUGGUAUGGACAGUGGAGGUGUUCAUGGAGGUAUUGGUGGUAUGGACAGUGGAGGUGUUCAUGGCGGCAUUAGUGAUAUUGACAGUGGAGGUGUUCAUGGUGGUAUUGGUAGUAUGGACAGUGGAGGUGUUCAUAGUGGUAUUGGUGAUAUGGACAGUGGAGGUGUUCAUAGUGGUAUUAGUGGUGUGGCUACUAAUCAGCCCAAGAUCCGAAAGAACAUCACCAGAGAUGAACGUAACGCCAUCACCGAACUACGCAAAGACCCAGAAAUCACCAUUGUAGAAGCUGACAAAGGAAAGGCAGCUGUUGUUAUGGACACACCUAAGUUCCUGGAAUUAGUCGUGAUAGCUCCACCUACCAACUUUUAG
Messenger RNA from Haliotis rubra (blacklip abalone), 1542 nucleotides. RefSeq names its product glycine-rich cell wall structural protein-like. The record is from RefSeq and is a predicted model, not a curated record. NCBI's taxonomy places the organism in Eukaryota, Metazoa, Mollusca, Gastropoda, Lepetellida, Haliotidae. The transcript is spliced from 3 exons. Bases 1 to 1542 code for a protein of 513 amino acids.